AGAGAUAGUGAAGAGGUAGUAGAAGAAGUCCAUAUUAAAAAAAAUUUCAAAAAAAUGGAGGCUGCUGUGAAGUUCCUAUGCAUUCUUGGGGUUCUGGUAGUGUUAGGAAGUGUUGGAUUGAUCGAGAGAGUUGAGGGUGCAGGGGAAUGUGGUAGAGGGACCACACCAGAUAAUGAGGCUCUCAAGCUUGCUCCUUGUGGUUCAGCAGCUCAAGAUGAAAACGCUAGUGUGCCUCAGAGUUGCUGUGCUCAGGUCAAGAAACUUGGUAAGAACCCUAGCUGCCUCUGCGCUGUUCUGCUCUCUGACACUGCCAAAAGCUCUGGAGUCAAUCCUCAGAUUGCCCUUACCAUUCCCAAGCGCUGCAACUUUGUGAAUCGCCCCGUUGGUUACAAGUGUGGACCUUACACUCUGCCUUAAAUGACAAGACAAGAACAACGAGGACUGGCUUAGAGACACUAUUAAUAGCUGCGAGCAAUUACUUGGACAAUAACUAUGCCGUAUUGUCUUGUAAAUUAUAUCCAAUAAGAGCUGGCAGCUCAUUUGUGUCCAUCCUCUAUAAAUUAUGUGAUUCGAGUUAUAUAAUCUAAUGAUUCCCUUUUUCAAUUA
Messenger RNA from Neltuma alba, 606 nucleotides. RefSeq names its product putative lipid-transfer protein DIR1. Gene Ontology annotation, molecular function: fatty acid binding. The record is from RefSeq and is a predicted model, not a curated record. The transcript is spliced from 2 exons. NCBI's taxonomy places the organism in Eukaryota, Viridiplantae, Streptophyta, Magnoliopsida, Fabales, Fabaceae. Bases 55 to 417 code for a protein of 120 amino acids. Gene Ontology annotation, biological process: systemic acquired resistance.